Messenger RNA from Ixodes scapularis (black-legged tick), 708 nucleotides. RefSeq names its product dickkopf-related protein 3. Gene Ontology annotation, biological process: multicellular organism development; negative regulation of canonical Wnt signaling pathway. Gene Ontology annotation, molecular function: co-receptor binding; receptor antagonist activity. Bases 1 to 591 code for a protein of 196 amino acids. The transcript has 4 exons. Gene Ontology annotation, cellular component: extracellular region. The record is from RefSeq and is a predicted model, not a curated record. Lineage: Eukaryota; Metazoa; Arthropoda; Arachnida; Ixodida; Ixodidae.
AUGGCUACGAAGUUGGUGCUCGUUGUCUUAGCCUUUUCUCUAGUCGAAAGCAACGCUGCCGUGUGGAGUUGGGCGUUGAAUCCGGUGUCCCUGUCCCGUUCCGUCAGAGACGGAUCGCGGAACUAUACCAGUAACGGAGUAAUGGUGCGAUGCAGCGGGGACGACGACUGCGACGAGAGCAUGUUCUGCGACACGCACUACGGCUACUGCGACGCCCAGCGGUCCAGGGACGAGCCAUGCCGGGCGGACAGGCACUGCAGGGACAGGCUACUCUGCAUGUUCGGCAAGUGCGAGCCGGCGCCCAAGAGGGGACACCUCGAUGCCCGUUGCGAGAGCAGCUCCGACUGCAAACGGGGCUUGUGCUGUGCCCGCACACACGGCGAGCGCGUGUGCAAGCCCAGGCUGGGUCGGAACCAGGGCUGCUACGUUCCCCGUGGAGGGCUUGAGUACAUCAUCAACGAGCGCUGUCCUUGCGAAGAGGGCCUCGUCUGCAGGAACGUCGGCGGCCAGAGGAGCAGAGAGAAGGAGUUUGUCUGGAGAUCUUACCAGGACCAGGACAACAUGCGAUGUGCACCAGCUGAAGACUCGUAACAGCCUGCCAUCCCGUCUGCAACCCCUUUCAUUUUGUACAUACAUCACGCCCAUCUGUAUAGAUCACCCAUGGCAACCACAAGCACCUGUACAUAUGUAUCCAUACGAAAUAAUCAU